CUACCUUUCCCGGCGUGCAGCGCCCGGCCGGGGGUUGGGGGAGGGGAGGGAUCAGGCCGUGCAGUGCCGAGCUGCGGGAGCCAUGGCGGAGUUGCGUGUGUUUCCCCUCUCCUGCCCUGUGCAGAAAUAUGCCUGGGGAAAGAUUGGCCUGGACAGUGAAGUGGCUAAGCUGCUGGCUAGCAGUGACCCCCUGGUACAGAUAGCACCAGAUCAGCCAUAUGCUGAGCUCUGGAUGGGAGCUCACCCCAAAGGCGAUGCCAUUAUUCUGGAUAAUCGAAUACCCCAGAAGACCCUAGGACAAUGGAUAGCAGAUAAUCCAGGGUGCCUGGGGUCCAAGGUCAAAGACACCUUCCAAGGCCAGCUGCCUUUCCUGUUCAAAGUGCUGUCAGUUAACAUGGCCCUGUCCAUCCAGGCUCAUCCCAACAAGGAUCUGGCAGGGAAGCUCCAUGCCCAGUUUCCUGAUCACUAUCCAGAUGCCAAUCACAAGCCAGAAAUGGCCAUCGCACUGACCCCUUUCCAGGGCAUGUGCGGCUUCCGGCCUGUCCAGGAAAUUGUGGCUUUUUUGCAGAAUGUCCCAGAGUUCCGGGUGCUGAUAGGCGACGUGGCGGCUGAGCAGCUGGAGCGCAGUGUGAAUGAUGAUCCGCGGGGAGUGUCUGCUGCUCUGCGCAUCUGUUUCACCAGGAUGAUGAAGAGUGAGAAGAAGUUUUUUGUGGACCAACUGAAUUUGCUGGUGAAGAGGAUUUCCCAGGAAGCUGCUGAGGGGAAGGACACAUCGGACAGCAAUGGGGAGCUGCUGCUGCAACUGCACUCACAGUUUCCGGGAGACAUCGGCUGCUUCGCCAUUUACUUCCUCAAUGUGGUGAGGCUGAACCCAGGGGAAGCCAUGUUCCUGGGUGCCAAUGAGCCCCACGCCUAUCUCUAUGGGGACUGCAUUGAGUGUAUGGCCUGCUCCGACAACACAGUGCGUGCUGGCCUCACUCCCAAGUUCAUCGACGUGCUGACCUUGUGUGAAAUGCUGAACUACACACCAGCGUCCAGCAGUGCUAAGAUCUUCCCUGCUAUACAGAGCCAGCUGGAUCCCUGUGUCUACCUCUACGACCCACCUGUGCCAGACUUUGCAGUCAUGAGGAUACAGAUCCCCUCAAUUAAGCUGUACCUCAUCUCUGCCGUCGACUCUGCCAGCAUCCUGCUGGUGAUCCAAGGGACAGCAGUAGGCACCUCCACCGGCGCAACAUCUGAAAUGACCUUGCGCCGGGGCUCCGUGUUCUUCAUCUCUGCCAAUGAGAGCAUCUCCCUGCAGGUCUCCUCGCCGGACGGAAUGCUGCUCUUCCGUGCCUGCUGCCUCCUCUGAUCUUGCACACAGAGCCUGCCCCUGCUGCAACUCCACUUAGAGUAGAUAGAAACUGGCCUGGGCAAAGCAGACUUCCAUGGUGUGGGUUAGUUUGAAACGUGCCCAUCAAGAGCAGUGGCAGUCCUAGAGCAGCAGGCACCCAGUCUGUAGAAGGAACAACUCUUGUUUCCUGUCCCUCCAACUUCUGGCCAGCUCCCAGGUGGCAGUGCUAAGUGCAGUGGUGGGAGAAAGAACCUGUUUGUCUGUCUUAACACCCCAACCACACCUGCCCCCUUUCUGGGCUCUGAGGUGUAAUGAGUUUCCUUAGCCCCAUGUAUUCCUGCAGUGCCUAUCCUUACCUGCUCUGUGCACAACAUGUAGCAGCUGUUUUCCUGUAGCUUUUAAGUGGACCAUUUGAUUUGUGUUAGGAGGGAGUGGAGGGGGGAACACUGCUGGGAUAUGUGCAUAACUAUGUAUGAUAGGUGUGUGAGGGAUUGGGAAUCACAGAACAGCAGGAAACAUGAUUGCUAGAGUUAAAGGUUGCUACCAGGAAUAGAUAUAGGAGAUUGCUCACGUUGCAGAAAUCUGUGCUGCUUUCUUUCCCAGCUUAUCCAUUUCCAGGCAAGGUGAUGCACUUUCAGGUACAUGAUCCACUCACCAGUGAAGUCCUUGCACCAUUAGGCUGGGAAUAAACCGUUUCCCAGGUAUGUACUGUGCAGAGGGAGAUUGCUUCUCUGAGCAAUCUAGGCAGGCUUCAGUCUCAGCUGACCCACUGUAUCCAAAAUGGGAUGAGAACACAGGCUGCUCUCACCCUAACCUGCAGCACAGACAGUUUUAGCAGAAAGAAGCUGCAUGCUUCUCUGGGCUUGUUGAUGUCUUCUCUCUGCAGGUCUGCUAGUGUUACUGUUGUCUUUGCUUCUGUGAUCAGAAUGUCCCAUAAUCAGACUGUCGGCAACUGCCUCCCUAUCCCAGUGUCAGUAACCAUCCCAUCCCUACUAGGUGGGUUUGCAGUGUUGCUGAGGGCAUGGAUAAACAGACAUGUGACAUGCUUCAAGCUCUUUUGAAGUGCUUUUAAUUUGUAGGAUCUCCGUAGCAGACAACACCCAGCUAAAGUAUCACCACAAAACACUUCAGAGUUGUUCUUGUUUCUUCAUCAUUUUUCAUGUGGUUUUGACUGAUUUGUAGCACUGUAACACCGUGCAUCAUCUAUCUGCUCAAUUAAAGUUGUUUAAAGUGC
Messenger RNA from Alligator mississippiensis (American alligator), 2567 nucleotides. RefSeq names its product mannose phosphate isomerase (gene MPI). The record is from RefSeq and is a predicted model, not a curated record. The transcript is spliced from 8 exons. Gene Ontology annotation, molecular function: zinc ion binding; mannose-6-phosphate isomerase activity. NCBI's taxonomy places the organism in Eukaryota, Metazoa, Chordata, Crocodylia, Alligatoridae. The coding region runs from base 83 to 1351 and encodes 422 amino acids. Gene Ontology annotation, cellular component: cytosol. Gene Ontology annotation, biological process: GDP-mannose biosynthetic process; carbohydrate metabolic process.